UUUUAGCUCAUCUGAAUGAAACUAUGGAAGCAUUCGUGAGAUUAAAUUAAUAAUUUAGCUUUGCAAUAAAUACUGGACCUUAGUGCACAAUUUUUUUAACUCCAGUGCGACUAAUUAUAAUUCGAGAGUAGAGGAUUCAACAGGUGAACAACACUUUUAUCAGGAUGCAGUUGUACAGUCUGGUCCUGGGGAUGACCCUAUUAUUGGGGGCGAUAGGUUAUGCUAAAACAGACGAAACCCUAAUUGAGGUGAAUGGUUCAUAUUGGGUCCGUAAACAAGGUCAGUAUCUCCCUGGCAACAACGAUGACCGAGCUAGAGGACUGUCACUGGAAGAGUGCCUCGAGAGAUGCAUUAACAUGGGUGACUUCGAGUGCAAAUCUGCAGAAUAUGUUCAACGCCAGCAGAUAUGCAUCAUAAGCACGAGCAAUAGAGGUGACGUCGGGUCCACACAAACCAAUGGUAACAUAGAUUACUACGAGCGAGUAGAGGUUCCAGAUAACUCAACAAGACCGGCAACUGAAUCAACCAUUAUCUCCUAUCCCAAUCCAAGAGAUGGUGAAGCUCCCAUGCAGAUGAACGGUGUAUAUUGGGUCCGUAAACAAGGUCAAUAUCUCCCUGGCAACAACGAUGACAGAGCUAGAGGACUGUCACUGGAAGAGUGCCUCGAAAGAUGUAUUAAAAUGACUGUUUUUGUGUGCAGAUCUGCGGACUAUGUUCCAAACGAUCGGAUGUGUAUCAUAAGCAGAAGUAAUAGGGAUGACACCGGAUCAACCCGAGCCAGUAGAAACAUGGAUUACUAUGAAAGAGUGGUGCUUUCAGCUUCUCCCGAAGUUACAUCAACACCAACAAGAGGACCUAGCACUGAAAGCCCACAAAGACCUAGCACAGCCAAACCAACAACAGGUAGCACUAACAAUACAACAACAGCAAGACCUAGUACAGCCAAACCAACAACAGCUAGCACAGCCAAACCAGCAACAGCUAGCACUAACAAAGCAACAACAGCAAUACCUAGUACAGCCAAACCAACAACUGCCAGUACUGACAAACCAACAACAGCUAGCACAGCCAAACCAACAACAGCAAGAUCUAGUACAGUUAAACCAACAACAGCAAUACCUAGUACAGCCAAACCAACAACAACAAGCACUGACAAACCAGCAACAAGCUAGCACAGUCAAACCAACAACAGCAAGACCUAGUACAGUCAAACCAACAACAGCAAGACCUAGUACAGCCAAACCACCAACAGCAAGCACUGACAAACCAGCAACAAGACCUAGCACUAACAAACCAACAACAGCCAGCACAGCCAAACCAGCAACAGCAAGCACUGACAAACCAGCAACAAGACCUAGCACUAACAAACCAACAACAGCUAGCACAGCCAAACCAGCAACAGCAAGCACUAACAAACCAACAACUGCUAGGACCCCUAGACCAACAAAUACUCCAACACCAACUGAUCCAACUGACUGCAGUUUGGUAGACUGUCCCCUGCAAAAGUGCCGAGAAUUUGAACCCUUGUUCACACCACCCGGCGAAUGUUGCCAGCAAUGUGGUGAAGGUAAUGAACAUAAUGUGACGAUGGAUCUCUACCUUUUGUACCACCAGGAAGAUGUGUUGUCUCCAGUGUCCUACACCGGUAACACCUACACCACCUCCCCCAUAUUGUGAUUAUGAGGGAAAGCAAUAUCCUCUUGGUGAUUUCAAAACUAGUAAUCCAUGUUUACAUUGCACUUGUAUGGAAGAAGGGGCAAUGUGUUACUCACUUUCGUGCGAGGUGCCGCAAUGUGAAAACAACACCUCACCUACAGUGAAGGAUGGUGAAUGCUGUCCUAGUUGUCCAGAUAAACCAGACUCUAUGAAGUUGCAAGUGACUGGGAACCUUGUUAAUUCAAUGACGGGAAUGGGUAUGCCAAAUGUACCAGUUUCAUUGAGAAGGAUGGAAAUGGGAGGUGGU
This is a messenger RNA of Owenia fusiformis, 1963 nucleotides long. The record is from the annotation of a GenBank genome assembly. NCBI's taxonomy places the organism in Eukaryota, Metazoa, Annelida, Polychaeta, Sabellida, Oweniidae.